AUGGCGCAGAGCGUGGACACCACCAUUUCCCUCGAGUCACUGGGGGUUGAAGACAUUGAAAACACGUCACUUGCGGAUCUCGAGAGCAAGAUCCAGGGGUUCACUAACUUUGAAUUGUCACCGAACCAGGUCAUCAGCCUUUUCCUCUCAUGGCUCAACCAGCAGCUCGGCGUCUGGAGUUACUCUGAGGACGCCACCAUCUCAAAACACAUCGCCUCAUUCUGCCGGGCGCUUGAGUCCCGAGGGUUCGAGAAGAGUGUUGUCCUGCGCGCCGUGGCGGACUGGAAGCAGGCCCAAUCUCAGGUUGACCCAUCCCUUUCCCGUCGAUUCAGUCUCACAGAAGUCGAGAUCGAUAGGCAUUACCCUGGUGACGGAAGGCUGAGCCCAUCUCACACUGAACCCGCCAAGCCGGAGCCUGGCCCUACGGAGGUCAUUGAAAUUGACUCGGACUCGUCUUCCAGCAGUUCUAUCGUUUUCCUCCGCUCGCAAGACAUUGACACCAUGAAAUCAGACAGUCUCCCUCGUGGAGGCAAGGGAUCAUCUCCGCCGAAGACCUAUGUCUGUCGACGUUGUGGUCAAAAGGACAAACAUCAGCUUGUCGAUUGCCCGACAAACAUGGAUCCCGAUUUUGAUUGCCCCCCUCGCAAAGAUUAUGUUUGCAAGAUCUGUGGAAUAGCCGGAGAGCACUACAUAGUGCUUUGCCCUAGAAAUGAGAACCCGAACUCCCUCACCCAGCGGAGAAAGCGGGUGGGUAUGCGGACUGACUCUUCUGAUAAAGAAGAAAACAACAACAGGACAGGAGAUAUACUCCAAGACGAGGCGACAGUGCCGCGUCGUCAUUCGAUGGACUAUCCUAUGGAUGACCAUAUGCACGAGAGCCGCCGAGCGCUGCUCAGGAACGUCUCGUCACCUGCUUCAGUUGCGCAGCACACACCGUCACCGAGGGAGGGCAAGCGCCGCAAGGGACAUCAGAAGAGCUCGAGUGUCAAUCAAAAGCCCAAGAACAAGAACGCCAAGCGCACGACAGGAUGGGACAAGGAGAAUGAGAGAAGCGUCGAACGUGCUCGCAGUUCCUUCCAGAACGAAGGUCGGCUGUCAUACCAGGACGGUGAGGAGAUGGCGAGCGAUACAUCACCGAGGAAAGGAGGACAGUGGACGCUCUCGAUCAGACCAUCUCGGGAGCCAGACAGCCGACAAGGAACUCGGUCACCGAGCCAUACAUCAUCUCCGAGUGCGAGGUCGGCAUCGGCUGGCGCCCAAACUCAUCCUCGCGGCCCGUCAUGGUCAUACAAGCGAGAUGCGGACAAGUUCCUAGACAGGCUUGCUAAAGAAUUCGAGAACGAGUCCGAGUUCGAGACAGCCUCGUCGCGUCUGUCUUGCGGCAGCGACAUCGACCAGGUUCGAUCUGGAGGAUCCGCAAAGAGGAAAAUAAGCUGGGGCACGAUGAGCGAUGAUGCCACUACGGCGCCAUGUGUCGCCGAUAUGGACCUUCACAUGACCGGAUCUGAGCCAACAACAGCAAAGGAUGAACACCAGCAGAGGCUUUCACCACGGGUGCAGGACAUGUUGCAGCGCCUCGGCAACAAAUGUGUUCGUCGCCAUAGGCCCCGGACCACGGCGCUGGACUUGUGGCCGGUUUCGAGCUCUGAUAGGGCAACCAGUGACGCGACGAAUACAGACGCGCAUGCUGAUGCACGUCUUGAAGGCAAUGUUGGAGUUGACGAGUAG
Messenger RNA from Thyridium curvatum, 1728 nucleotides. RefSeq lists its product as uncharacterized. Lineage: Eukaryota; Fungi; Ascomycota; Sordariomycetes; Thyridiales; Thyridiaceae. Bases 1 to 1728 code for a protein of 575 amino acids. The transcript has a single exon. The record is from RefSeq and is a predicted model, not a curated record.